AUGGCCAAGGAGGACAAAUUUCAAUACCUCACCCAAGCCAUGAUCGAAGGUUCAAGAGCGAGUGAAGUUGUCAACAGCUAUCCCCCAACCGGAGAAAAUUACGACAAAGUUAUUGAAAGCCUAAAAAGUCGUUUUGGCCGCAACGAUCUGCUCGUUGAGGUAUACGUGAGGGAGCUGCUGAAAUUAGUAUUGAAUCGAGCAAAGGGAGAACCUAUCAGCAUUUAUGACAAGUUAGAGACGCAUCUGCGGGCGCUCGAAUCGUUAGGCGUCACGACAGCUAUGUGCGCCGCCAUGUUGUUCCCGCUUGUUGAGUCCUCACUGCCGGAAGAAAUAUUGCGCACAUGGCAGAGGCAAAAUAAAAGCGCAUCAGACGCUAGCGCUCGACUGAAAAAUCUCAUGACCUUCUUAGAAAACGAGGUACAAAACGAAGAAAGAAUUUCGAUGGCUAAGUCCGGUUUCGACCUCGAUACGCCGCAAGAAUCGAUAACAGCGGUCGGUAAGGCAGCUCAGAAGAAGAAAUCUAGUGCGAGUAAUAACACGGGCGUCGCCACUGCAGCCGGGCUUCUUACAGCAAACGACGCGCCUCGAAAGGCAUGCAUUUUCUGUCAAGAGAACCACGAAAGCGCGACUUGUCAAAAGGCAAAGCAAAUGUCGCUUAGUGCGAGACAAGCUAUAGCGAAAGAGAAGAGAGCUUGCUUUUAUUGUCUCAGGCAAAACCAUAGUUGCCAGAAGUGCAAAUCAAGGGAAAAAUGCUCAUGGUGCGGUCGUCGGCACGUGCUGCUGAUGUGUAGAGAUGUUGCGAAAACGGAGUCAGCUAUUGAGAAAACAGAUAACUCAAGUAAGAAGGUCGAAAACCUCACCGUUUCUAACUGCAAUAACGCCUCUUUCGACACAGAUGUAUACUUGCAAACACUCCGAGUAAAAUUGAAAGGCCCGCAUGGUGAGAAAGUGGUUCGCGCUCUGAUCGACCCGGGAUCGCACAAAACAUACGUGCUUAAAAGCGUUGCCGAAAAGAUGAAGUUGGAGGUCGUCGGUCAGAAAAGCAUGGUUCAUCUUUUAUUCGGCGGAAAAAGAACAGAACCCCAAAUUCAUAGAGAAUAUCGCUUCAUUCUCGGUAGUAUGGAUGGGAAGUACGAAUGCAAUAUCAGAGCAUUCGAUGAAAACGAAAUUUGUCAGACGCUACCGACAGUCUCACCAGGUAGCUGGCUCAAGAAACUAGAAGAGACAGGCAUUGUCCUUAGCGACACAGGCGAUGACAGCGAGUCGUUUGUUAUACUUAUUGGAGCUGAUAUUGCUGGGUUAUUAUACACGGGUAAUCUACGUCAAGUCAUCGGUGGACCUACAGCGAUCGAAACGAAACUUGGAUGGACGCUGCUAGGACGAAACGGCAACAAGACACCUGAGAAAGAAGACGCCGUUUUAACCGUUCUUACCAUGUUUAAUCGAGAUGCAAAAAUUUCUGAUUUGUGGUCGCUUGACGUUUUAGGUAUCACCGACCCUGUGGAGACCAUCUCAAAGGAGGCUCACCUGGCCCUGGUGAGGGAACGCUUCGAGCAGACGAUCCACGUGAACGAGGAAGGACGAUAUGAAGUCUGCCUGCCAUGGAAAGAGAAUCAUCCUUCCCUUGUUGGCAAUCGUCCAUACGCUGAAAGGAGGCUACAAAAAGUAUUGAAACAACUCGAGAUGGAAAAGCUACACGAUGUUUAUCAGGAGGUGUUCGAGGAUUGGCUAGCUAAAGGCAUAAUCGAAGAGGUUCCAAGUAACGAAACUAAAGAUGAUGACUAUUUUCUACCUCACAGACCUAUCAUCAAAUCGAGUAGUACGACGCCUGUGAGGCCAGUAUUCGAUCCUUCAACCGAGGAAAAGGUUAAGGAAGCUCCAAAGAAGAAGGGUCCAUCACUCAACCAGUGUCUGGAAACUGGGCCUAAUCUAAUAGAGCUGGUGGUCGAUAUUUUAUUAAGAUUUAGAGAGAAUGCUAUUGGGGUUACGGCAGAUAUAGCUAAAGCUUUCUUACAAAUAAGUGUAGCUCCUGCUGAUCGCAAUUUUCUGAAAUUUUUAUGGAUGCGCAAGACCGAUCCCAACAGACUUAUUGUUUAUCGACAUCGGCGAGUAGUUUUCGGCCUUAAUAGCAGUCCAUUUCUGCUUGCAGCCACCAUCGAUCACCACCUGGAGAAAGUUUUGAGUUUUGCUGUAUCCGAAGAAGAACGUGAUCUCAUAAAGCAGUUAAGAAGGUCUUUCUAUGUCGACAACUGCGUAGCCAGUGUCGCAACAGAGGAAGAAAUAAGACGCUUUCAAGAAAGAUCGAUCGAGAUAAUGCGAGAAGCUGGUUUUGAAUUGCGGGGCUGGGAAUCCACGAGUAAUUUUGACGAAAAAAGGCUGAGCUCCGUUUUGGGUAUUACCUGGGAUAAAGAAAGGGACCUCCUCUCACUGUGUUCGAAUUUUUCAGAUAAACUAGAAAAUCCAAUAACCAAGAGAAAAAUCUUAUCGGCUGCUCACAAGAUUUUCGAUCCGCUGGGCUGGGCUUGUCCAGCCGUUUUACUACCAAAAUUGAUGUUACAACAACUCUGGAAUGAGAAAAUUGGUUGGGACUCGCCUGUUCCAGUUGAUGUGGCCAGAGAGUUUACCCAUUGGUUCGAGCAAACUCCAUUACUCCAAAAUCUGAAAGUGCCUCGUUGGAUCUUUGGUACCAAAGAAGAUGAGAUCUCAUUGCACAUGUUCGUCGACGCUAGCGAGUACGCGUAUGCGGCCGCAUUAUUCGUUAGGGUAGAAACCUCUCAAGAAGUUCGGAUCCACUUGGUACAAGCAAAAGCGAGAGUAGGACCUGCGGAGGAAAUUUCAAUCCCACGGAUGGAGCUCUUGGCAGCAACCCUGGGAGCUCGGUUAAUGAAUUCAUUUCUUAAAGCUAUGAACCUGACACACGUAAGCAAGACUUUUUGGACGGAUUCUUCAACCGUAUUAUCUUGGCUUCGCCGUGGGCAACAGUGGUCUCGAUUCGUCUGGAAUAGGAUUGAAGAGAUAAAAAGUCUCACUGAUGUACAUGAUUGGAGGCACGUCCCUGGCGUGCUGAACCCAGCGGAUCUUCCGUCACGCGGAAGCAACAUUGCCCAGCUCAUUGCAUCGAAAUGGUGGGAGGGACCACCGUGGCUCAGUCAGAAUAAAACAGAAUGGCCCCAAGAAAAAUUUGAUAUCAACGAGAAUCUCGUAAAUUCGGAAAUCAGUAAGUGCAGUCUCAAGUCGCUAAUGAAAAGCUCCCCGAACGCAACAUGUUCCACGAUAGCUGCUUGCACGAACGUGACUCCUGAAGAAGCGGUUCCAUGGUACCUAGUUAGAUUCUCAAAUUACAACAAAAUUGUAACGAUGGUCGCUUGGGUCAUACGUUUUACACGAAAUAUUCGAAUGGAGAAAGAUGAACGCAACCUCCAACAACAGAUCAGUGUGGCAGAGUUUGACUUAGCUGAGAAGUCCAUUAUGAAGAUUGCGCAAAAGGAAUCGUUUAACGGACUAAGUGAUCCACGUUUGAAGGAGUUGAACGUUUUUUUUGAUGAACUAGGAUUAAUUCGUACAAAAACAGUGAUUUCUAAUAGAAUUGAUGACUUUGGUUUCAGAUAUCCUGUAGUCAUGGAUCAUAAACACGAAUUUACCAAACGUUUAAUUCGACAUAUGCAUGUAACGUUAAAUCACGCCGGCAUCAAUACUACGAUGGGGAGUUUGAGAGAGAAAGUUUGGAUACUUUCCAGUCGGCGAGCAGUACGUUCCAUAAUAAACGGAUGCGUGACCUGCCGAAGAUAUACAGCAAAAACCCUAGAGACUCCGGCAGCCAGCUUACCUCUAAAUCGAGUCAGAGAAGCUCAAGUUUUCGAAGUCGUUGGCAUCGACUACGCUGGUCCGUUGUUCCUCAAGGGUGGACGGAAAGCUUGGGUCUGUAUAUACACUUGUGCUGUAUACCGUGCGGUACAUUUUGAAUUGGUGACCACGUUGUCGACUAACGGGUUCCUGAACACGUUAAGAAGAUUUAUCGCGCGUCGAGGAAGACCAACUACCAUAUAUAGCGACAACGGAACCAAUUUCGUUGGAGCGAACCGUAUGUUGAAAGCAGUGAACUGGGAGAGUAUCGCCUCGUACUGCACCACUAAGAGAAUCGAGUGGCGAUUCAACCCUCCUUCUGCAGCAUGGUGGGGCGGAUGGUGGGAGAGAAUCGUACGCAUUCUCAAAGACCUUUUGAAAAGAAGCCUCGGUAAAGCAUCGUUGGACUACGAGGAGUUAAACACUGUACUACACGAUUGCGAGUCGGUAGUAAAUGCUCGACCCAUAGCUUGUAUGUCAGAUGACAAAGAAGGUUUGAUGGCACUCACGCCGGAGAUGUUUUUGAAGGAGAUCCAUGAACAUGGUGUUCCAGACAUAGACUUUAUCGAGGGAAAGCUGCUCAAUAGGCGACUAAAAUACCUACAGCGUCUACGUCAAGAGUUAAGAGUACGUUUUCGUUCAGAAUAUUUGGGUCAACUUAAAAGACGAGCUCAAUCUAACCGACUUUUUACCAACAUCAAGAGUGGUGAUAUCGUACUGAUAGCCAGCGAUAAUCAGAAGCGUUUAGAUUGGCCACUAGCUCGUGUGAUCGAGCUCAUACCUGGCAACGACGGUGUUACGCGCAUAGCUCGACUGAAGACAGCGACUGGAGAACCUGUGCGCCCUUUACAGCGGUUAGUCGUAUUGGAGAGCAACACCAAUGCCUUGGAGACAAACGUAAGCCGGGACGCGCCGUCUGUACCCGAGGUCGCAGAGGAACAAAUUCCCCCUUCAACUCCAACCGAAGAUAACUAG
Messenger RNA from Nasonia vitripennis (jewel wasp), 4818 nucleotides. RefSeq lists its product as uncharacterized. Gene Ontology annotation, biological process: DNA integration. NCBI's taxonomy places the organism in Eukaryota, Metazoa, Arthropoda, Insecta, Hymenoptera, Pteromalidae. Gene Ontology annotation, molecular function: nucleic acid binding. The coding region runs from base 1 to 4818 and encodes 1605 amino acids. The record is from RefSeq and is a predicted model, not a curated record. The transcript has a single exon.